Messenger RNA from Drosophila innubila, 596 nucleotides. RefSeq lists its product as uncharacterized. The record is from RefSeq and is a predicted model, not a curated record. Lineage: Eukaryota; Metazoa; Arthropoda; Insecta; Diptera; Drosophilidae. The transcript is spliced from 2 exons. The coding region runs from base 99 to 515 and encodes 138 amino acids.
GAUUCUCAGUUGGGUUUUUUCUACGAAUCGUAGCACAUCAAUAAAUCUAUACAUUUCGGAAUUGUUUGAAAAGUGUGAAAAGUUGGAAAUCUAUAGAGAUGAAAGUAUUUGUGAUUCUAUUGCUGGGCCUGCAGAUAUUUUGGGCAGCAGCCGCAGCAAAAACAACAGUUGCCCCGUUGCCGGUAAUAUCCCCGAACUUGGACCAACAAUGCGGUUCUUAUUGUUAUACCGUAUUAAGAACCUCAAUGCAAACUGGAGAUCAAGCUAAAAAGGACCUUGAGGCUAGUAAAAUUACAAUUCAAAACAAGGAUGAAGAGAUAAAGCAACUUCAGUCAAAAAUAAACAAUCUACAAGCUAAACAGUCCGUUUUUAGUGAAAACGAAGCUGAACAUGAAGAUACAAUUCAAUCAACUGAUGAUCUAGUGUCAAGCAUAAGCCAAAAAAUCGAUGCAAUAAGGAACAAAGUCAGGGACAUUACACAGAUCAACUCGGGAGCUAAAGAGCCGCAAAAAUAAAGAAAUACUAAAAAGGGAAACAAUUACGGAUUUUUUUCUGAAUUAAAUUUCCUUUUCUAAAAUAAAAGAACAUUUCAACUA